Abrus precatorius (Indian licorice) is the source of this 2143-nucleotide messenger RNA. RefSeq names its product fluoride export protein 2-like. The transcript is spliced from 8 exons. Lineage: Eukaryota; Viridiplantae; Streptophyta; Magnoliopsida; Fabales; Fabaceae. Gene Ontology annotation, cellular component: membrane. Gene Ontology annotation, biological process: fluoride transmembrane transport. The coding region runs from base 547 to 1896 and encodes 449 amino acids. The record is from RefSeq and is a predicted model, not a curated record. Gene Ontology annotation, molecular function: fluoride transmembrane transporter activity.
UUUUCGAUCUCUUUCAUAUUCUGCAAAUUCAACAUCACAAAGCAUUCGUCAUCUUUUCCUCACAUCCCUGCUUCUAUAGCUCCGUUCAUAUCCUGUGGCUCGGCUUCCAUUCCGAUAUUUUCACAUUCCUCCUAACGGCUAACGGGUGUAUAUGCCGCUGGGUUUUGGAUGCUUUGGAAGUUGUUGGCUACAUAGAAUUGAGAAUCUUCUAGUUGGCACCUUCCGUAAGGGACAAGGAAAUGCUAUAUAGAAUUAUAACCAGAAUCACCAAAUCCCCGUGGACGGUGCAUGAUUGUUGUAUAGGGGUUGGAAUUAUAAGUAUUAUUAAAGAGUCUAAACAUAAUAAAAUGGGUAAGUAGCCAAUUGUCAUUUAAACUUGUCAAGUAACUGAAAAAUCCAACCAUCAUUUUCGUACCACACAAAAAAAUAAGCAAAACAAACAAGGUCAGCAUUGGUGGCAGCUACAUGAGUCAACAUAGUAUUUAGUUGGGUGUUCAACGCAGUUUUAGGUGGUGAAACAAGUCCGGUGGCUGUGUUAGAGUUUACAUGGAGAGAAUGAAUAGCGCUGGUUCUUCAAUAAGGAGGCGCUCAUUGAGCAUAUCAAGUCAAAUAAGCCAUCAAACAGAUAAUGAUGGUGAAUGUGAAAGUGUUUCAGAGGCUGGAGAUAUUGGGGAUCGAGCUCUUCCAAGCAGAAGGUUCAGUGAGAGCAGCAGCUUCCACUUGGCUUCUGACAACAAGUCAGAAUGUGGAGCUGUUGUUUCCAUUCCUGAGGAAUAUAGAUUGCACCCUAACUCUUCUAUUAACCCUUUGCCUCUUGGAUUUACAUCCACCACCCCUCUUUCUACUGAUGCAAUAGUGGGUUCUGAAGACACAAAACAAGAACCUCCUAAAGGUUUGCCAAAGUUGCUGGACUAUGCUUCAUGUAUGGUUCAUUUAGCUGUUUUUGGAAUUCUUGGGGUCUUAACAAGAUAUUUACUACAGAAGUUAUUUGGCCCUGGGGUUGCCCAUGUGACUAGCAACCAAACUAUUCUUUACCUUGACCUUCCUUCUAAUAUGAUUGGUUCCUUUCUUAUGGGAUGGUUUGGCGUUGUAUUCAAAGGAGACAUAUCUAAUGUGUCAGAGCAUCUAGCCAUAGCGAUAACAACUGGUUACUUAGGGAGCCUAACAACCUUCAGUGGUUGGAAUCAAAAAAUGCUUGAACUUAGUGUUUCCGGGCAUUGGCUCUUCGCUGCACUUGGCUUUCUAAUAGGUUUAUUUCUCGUUGCCUUUUCCAUCAUAUUUGGGAUUGAAACUGCCAAAGGUUUCAGGUGGCUUCUCAAUAGGCUGAAUAUGAGUUCAGGAAAAGAUGGCUCUAAGACCAACUGCAAAGUAGAUAGCUACCGCCGACAACUGAUAGUUAUGAUGAUGUUUUUGGUGAUGUUGGGCAUAUUAUGGGGUGUCAGUGGUGCACUAGUAAAAGCUGCGUUCAAGCAUGGUGGCAAUGCUGCUCAGUUAUGGUUUGCUUGCAUGGUUGGACCUAUAGGUGUGUGGAUUAGAUGGUUCUUAGCCAGACUCAAUGGACGUGGGUUAGGAAGGGAAGGGUUGUUCAAAUGGAUUCCAUUUGGGACUUUAAUUGCCAAUGUCUCAGCUGCUUGUGUUAUGGCUGCACUGGCGAGUCUAAAGAAUGCAGUGAACACCAAGGAUUGUGAUACUGUUGUAGCAGGAAUACAAUUUGGUUUGAUGGGGUGUCUAAGUACUGUCUCUACUUUUGCUGCUGAGUUUAAUGCAAUGAGAGAAAGCAGUCAUCCUUGGAGAGCAUAUGCAUAUGCUAUUAUUACAGUAUGUGUGUCAUUCUCUUUAGGAAUCUUAAUAUACUGCAUACCUGUUUGGACAAAAGGGUUUGACAUUGACACAUAGCAAACGGACACGGCAAAAUCUUGUUUUGACAUUUAAUGUGGUUGAACCUCAGAGGUUUCAUGACAAUCUCCUAAUUUUGAAGAUAGUGAAUUUUCUUACAGAGGAGUCAACAGUUCAGAGAUUUACUACUCUAAAAGGAGAUUGAUCUGUCAAUGUUGAGAUUGGGUGUAAAGCGAAGUUUGAAGCUGAUAGAUCCUUGAUAAAUAUUUAUGAGCUCACAGGUUUUAUUAAUAUAGAUGUAAUGUCC